This is a messenger RNA of Penaeus monodon (black tiger shrimp), 2130 nucleotides long. RefSeq names its product BTB/POZ domain-containing protein KCTD12-like (gene Ktl). NCBI's taxonomy places the organism in Eukaryota, Metazoa, Arthropoda, Malacostraca, Decapoda, Penaeidae. Bases 37 to 873 code for a protein of 278 amino acids. The record is from RefSeq and is a predicted model, not a curated record. Gene Ontology annotation, biological process: protein homooligomerization. The transcript has a single exon.
GCGUCGCUACCUCGGCCCAGACCAGACCUCCGCACGAUGGCCACCAACGGCGCUACGACUAACAGUUCCUCGUCCUCGGGGUCCUCGAACAGUGGCCAGCCUGCGUCCGAGCAGCAGGCGGGAUCGACCAUGAACUCCAUCACGCAAGUGUUCCCUCCUAUAGUGGAAUUAAAUGUCGGAGGGGUUUUCUAUACGACCUCGCUGACGACUCUUCAGAAGGACCCCGAGAGCCUGCUGGGUCAAAUGUUUAGCGGGAAGUCCAAGACGCCCGUGCUGAGGGAUUCGAAGGGCAAGUUUUUCGUGGAUCGUGAUGGUGUCUUGUUCCGUUAUAUUCUCGACUAUUUACGAAACCAGAAGCUUGUGUUGCCAGAAAACUUCAGUGAGCGUGAAAGACUCAAGAACGAGGCGGAGUUCUAUGCGCUGCAGGAUAUGGUGGAGUCUCUUACCGUUCCCAAAUCCCUGAGCCCCAUUGAUCCUUCGUUUCUAGUCAAGACCACCUGUGGCACAAUUACCGUCAGUUACCGCGGCACCUUCGCCUUCGGACGCGACGGACUCGCCGACGUCAAGUUCCGCAAGCUGAACCGAAUCCUUGUGAGCGGUCGCGUGACGCUGUGCCGGGAGGUGUUCGGGGAUACGCUGAACGAGUCACGUGACCCGGACCGUGGCGCGGUUGACCGCUACUCCAGCCGCUUCUUCCUCAAACACACCUUCCUGGAGCAGGCCUUCGACAUGCUGGUCCUGGCGGGAUACAAGUGCCAAGGCUCGUGCGGCAGCAGCACCGCAGGAGGCAUGAUGGUGGACAAAAAACCCGGCAUGGACUCCGAGGAAGACCGAUGGAAUCACUACAACGAGUUCGUGUGGGUGAGAGAAUAACUAGGCUGCGGGGGGGUACUCUGGCGGCCCCCACGGGAGGCCAGCCACUUGAUGGUCACGAAGUCGUUCUUCUGACGACCCCUUCCGCAGAACCUGGUUGCUUGGUUGGCGCACGUGCUCUGGGCGACGCGAAGCAGGUGGGAACAGUUUCAAAAGUCGCUAACUGCUUUCAUUUGGUCGAUUCUAAAGGAGACAGACACUAAUAGCUUUAAAACGUUCAUGGAAAAUACGUGAAUAAAGAGUACUUACUUUCAUUCUGCUUAUAGCCGUUCCGCACACCAAGUGUAUUAGAAUAUUAAACGCAAGAGGAAACUCAAAGCAAGUGUUAGUACGAGCCCAACAUUAUGUGUAUGUGUGAUAACAUGCUAUAGGUAGCCUCUAAACACGCAGCAUGGAGUCGUGUACCUGCUAAUUGCUUAUUCGGAAGAAAAAUUAUUGAGUGCAUUUUUUUUCCUUUUUUUUUCAAGUGAAGAAAUGUGAUCGAAACGACAGAAAUAGCAAUCUCCUCUAACCAAGAAGUUCUGAACGAGAUUUCAAGAAACAAACAAGCAAAUCCUCAAAAGCAUAUACAUAUAAGGUUUAGAGCAAUCAUAUCAUUAUCGACCAAAAAUCGAAGUUCACAUCAUUGCCACAAAAAAACGUGAUAUAAAAUGAGUUAUAGUUUCAAUUAUGAAGUCUUAUUUUAUUUAUGCACUUGCGGACCAUUAAAAAAAUAUUUUUCCAGCUGUAGAUCUGACGAAUUAUUAGCCAUCCAAAGAAUCUCAGCCAAUGCUCGGGGGUUCUUUCCUCUAUUGUCUGUAUCAUGAACUAAGAUCUCAACCAAACUGUUAAAAGAAAAAAUAUCAAUCAAAAAGAUAGCUGUCCAGAGAUAGAAAUUACCUAUGUAUUAUACAUUCACAAAGUUGCUUUUCCGAGUGCUCCCAGUGGUAGCCUAGGGAGCAUUAGAUUAUGUUCCCGUUUAUCCGAUCCAGAAUUUCGUUUCAGGAUUUUCAUAAGCGAAUACCCUGAAAACAGCUUGAUGGGACCUAUCCAGUGCCACGAACUCAUUUAUGACGCUUUUUACCUGGUACCUCGAAAUUCUAGAAAAAAUAGCACAAAAGAGGAUAUCAACUUCAUUAUUUCUCGAAUCUGAUGGGAAUUCCAAGGGUCUGUUAUCAUCGAACAGUUUGGGACCAUAAGUUAGUGAAUAUUCCAAGAGUAAUUAAGGAAGUGACUCUCCCUGCGAUCUCACCCUCGUUCAUCCAGCGCGUGUUGAAG